Messenger RNA from Fusarium redolens, 390 nucleotides. Its product is annotated as vacuolar protein sorting 55. The record is from RefSeq and is a predicted model, not a curated record. Gene Ontology annotation, biological process: late endosome to vacuole transport via multivesicular body sorting pathway. Bases 1 to 390 code for a protein of 129 amino acids. Lineage: Eukaryota; Fungi; Ascomycota; Sordariomycetes; Hypocreales; Nectriaceae. Gene Ontology annotation, cellular component: Vps55/Vps68 complex; endosome. The transcript is spliced from 2 exons.
AUGCCGACCGCCGGCCUCAAGACCAUCAUCGCCCUCUCCUUCGUCCUCGCCGUUGGAUUCCUCCUCGUUAUCCUCUCCUGCGCUCUGUGGAAGGUGUAUUAUCCUCUCCUCGUCGUCGCCACCUAUGUCAUUGCGCCUAUUCCCAACUGGAUCUGUGGACACUGCGCCAACCCGGAUGACUUCGUGGAGAGCUCGGGCGCUGCGGUUCUAGACCUUGGACGCUUCUUUACAGGUUUCUUUGUUGUUAUGGGAAUUGCUCUUCCUGUCGUUCUCGCUCACUCUGGUCUCAUCGAGGUGCAAGCCAUGGUCAUGUCCAUAAUCGGCGGUCUAUUGAUCUACGGAACCAUUGUCAGCUUCGGCAUGUUUUUCCACGAGGAGCAAGAUUUCUAA